AUGAGGGAAGUCGAAACACAGAACCUACCGAAGCCAAAACCACCACCACCACUGCCGCUGCCGAUUGUUCCUGACGAACUCAUAUGGGAAAUCUUGUUGUUUCUUCCUGUCAAAUCUCUCAUGCGGUUAAGGUGCGUAUACAAGUCAUGGAAGCUCAUCAUCUCUGAUUCCCACUUCGUGAAACUACACCUUCGUCGAUCUUUAGAAAACAGCAGCGCAGACAUCGCACACAUCAAAUUACUGUCCGAGGUUCAUGCCUACAAUCAACCAUAUGUCUCAUAUUACUAUGUUCCUUUGUUAUUCUCGCCCCAGUACCCAGAGAGUCAUCGCUUCCACCCAAUUGGGAAGUGUUUCAAUUUGCUUGGAGUCUGCAACGGCUUGGUUUCUUUCAAAAAUUCUUGGAACCAGGUCUGUUUCUGGAAUCCAGCUAUCAGGUUAUGGUCUCAAAUCUCACCACCUUUACCUAUGCAGCAUAAAGAACAAGAACAAGAAUACCCGGAUGAUCAAACAACUUUUGGGUUUGGAUAUGAUGGUGUGAAUGACACUUAUAAGGUGGUUGCUGUUUCUUACUAUGACAAUGAUAGCGAACAACGCACACACAAAGUGUGGUAA
Lotus japonicus is the source of this 612-nucleotide messenger RNA. Its product is annotated as F-box/kelch-repeat protein At3g23880-like. The transcript has a single exon. Gene Ontology annotation, molecular function: protein binding. The record is from RefSeq and is a predicted model, not a curated record. Bases 1 to 612 code for a protein of 203 amino acids. NCBI's taxonomy places the organism in Eukaryota, Viridiplantae, Streptophyta, Magnoliopsida, Fabales, Fabaceae.